Messenger RNA from Prunus mume (Japanese apricot), 1413 nucleotides. RefSeq lists its product as uncharacterized. The record is from RefSeq and is a predicted model, not a curated record. Lineage: Eukaryota; Viridiplantae; Streptophyta; Magnoliopsida; Rosales; Rosaceae.
GCGACUGUUCUCCCCUCAUUUUCUUUCUUUUUCUUGCUCUUUCCCGCUUCUCAAACAUCUGAUUUCUUCUUUCUCUGACAAUUAUUGUUAGGGGAUUGAGAGAAUUCGACUUUUCUUGAGACUUCCUACUCCCCUCAUUUUCUUUGGUUUUCUUGAUGGUUCUUGCUUCCGAAACACACUGAUUUCUUCCUUCUUUGUACUUUAAUGGCUUCUCCUUCCGAUUCUGAGGCCUCUGUCCCUCCCUCCACUCCGCUCACUCCUCAGCCUACUGGUCCUCUGCUCCCUCCUCAGCCUACGUUAGCUCCGACGGCCGUGGCAGCAUCACCUCCUCGGAACCCAAUUGACUCCUUUUAUGCUGAACUCAAUGCCAAGGGAUAUGAAUUUGCUGAGCCAGAGCAUCCACCUGAAGUAGAACCAGAGCAUCCGCCUGAAGUAGCUGCUGCAAUCAAACUGAAAAUACUGAUAGACGGCAAAGACCUUAACAUGGCCAUUGCAGAAAAUGCGGCCGCAACCUCCAAAGCCACCAGAGGCCCCAAAGCCCCCAAAACCCCAAAAACCCUCAAAGCUCCCAAAGCCCCCAAAGCCCCACCUAUGAAACUGAGGAUUCUGAUGAAUGGCAAAGAUCUAGCCCUGUCUAUAGCAGAAGCUGCAGAGGCCGCGGCAGCCGCCACCGCCACAGUCCCGACACCAGGCUUCAAAAAACCAACGCUUCCAGUCGACGUCAACCCAGAAGCCGAGCCCGCCGUAGUUAUUAAGGAGAUGUAUAAUCAAAUGGAAGCGGCGGCAAUUCUUAAAUCACCAGUACAACUACAAGCAUCUGAUGAUUCCUUCAAACAAAAAGAAUCAGAUGAAUUAAUGUUACUGGUGGAGGAGGCACGUGAUGCCGUUGCUUUCACUGAAAGCCCUGCUGCCCCUGCCUCCGCAAUUGAUGUAAGGAACCGUGCUAUCGUCGACCUGUUACACCGACGCCAGUUGGCCCGUAACAUUUUUGUCACCCAUAAUCUGGGUUUCCCAAGAGUGUUACACUGGCUUGUAAGCAACAACCUCAUCAAUUGCAUGCAAUGGAUUACCCCGGAUGCAUUCGCAGUUAAUGAUCUGGGUGGUGUGGCACAACUGAUCGAGUGGGGGUUCUUGGGCCGUAUAUCAAACCUCUCGGAGUUCAGUUUGACGUUGGAGGUGUUUGGAUUUGUUGGAGUGAGCCAGGAUGGUAAAGUCUUUAAACACAAGAACGACUUAUUCAUUGAAGGGCGUCAAGACUUGCUGAAUGAUAUCAGGGCCUAAAAGAAGUGAUGUAAUGUUGUUGUAAUGCAACUUUUUGCAAGGUUGAUUUGUAGAUCUGACACCUUUCAAAGGAGAGACUGUUUCAACAAUGUAGCCAUUUGCGACAUUAAAGUUCUUUGAAAUAGAUACUUG